This is a messenger RNA of Pseudomyrmex gracilis, 2717 nucleotides long. RefSeq names its product sodium channel protein Nach-like. Gene Ontology annotation, cellular component: membrane. Bases 108 to 1472 code for a protein of 454 amino acids. Gene Ontology annotation, molecular function: ligand-gated sodium channel activity. Lineage: Eukaryota; Metazoa; Arthropoda; Insecta; Hymenoptera; Formicidae. The record is from RefSeq and is a predicted model, not a curated record. The transcript is spliced from 8 exons. Gene Ontology annotation, biological process: sodium ion transmembrane transport.
AUUUUAUGUACAUAUAUAUUUCUCUCAUUUCUAUCUAUUAAGAGAGAUACGUUACAUAAUACUGUAAUGACGAUACGUACAUUAAAAGUUUUUUACGUUGUGUGCAAAUGCGCUCUUUUGAUAUAAUUUCCUCAGUCUUAUCUUGGAUGCUCUGGAAAUUCUGGAUACGGUACUCUGCUAAUCCAACCCGCACCGUGGUCGACACUUUUCAAGCUCCGAUAUUCAUAGUUCCUUUUCCCGCCGUAACUCUCUGUCCUCUGAUACAGCCGUUGAAGGCAAGACGUGAUGAGUUAUUGCGACGUUUGCGUUUGCCGCACAACAUGAGUAACCACACAGCAGCUUUCUUGCUUAAAUAUGGGACAGCGUUUACGAGUGAACACGUGCCCGCUGGCAAGUAUUACGUGAACGACUUGAAGGCGCUGUUAAAACUGAACCACAUAAACUUAGUGGAGUUCAUACAACUUCUGCGGCCAUGCGAAGACAUGUUCGAAAUUUGUUACUGGGACAAUGUCAAAACAAAUUGCAGUGAAAUAUUCAAAAUAUCGUACACCUUUCAAGGUGUUUGUUGCUCGUUCAACUAUCUUCUUGAAGAUCUUAUUGAAAGUGGCAACAGGAGUAAGUACGACACUGGUUAUCGAAGAUCCGCUUUGUUCGGCGCGAGAUCGGGUCUUACAGUUAUUCUACACAAGGAUUUGUUAGUGACAAAUGACAGUCUGGGAGAAAACAUCAGAUUUGCAACAAAUUCCGUCGGUAUUGUGAUGUUUGCUCAUCAUCCUCUGGAGUACGUCGGCAGCAUAUCCCCCAGACAAAUUCUACAAGCUCAACAAGAAUUACGGGUUUCUAUAACACCGCUUGUCAAAAAGAAGCUCGACAAUUAUUAUCAAGUCGACAAAACUACCGGCAGAUCAGUUCCGCAUUGCAUAAACGACACUACGUUUCUGAAGUAUUUCCCUUCGUAUCGGUAUCCGAACUGCUUUGUCAGCUGUUCCAUCGACGCUACUGUCAAAAUCUGCGGUUGCGUGCCAUAUUACUACGUGCCCAUGGCAAAGAAAUAUUCUUUAAGACUUUGCGAAUGGGAGGAUUUCGGGUGUCUUUACGACAACAUGAAGUACAUACGCAUCAUCAAGAACUUCAAAACGGAUAACUUUACGUGCGACUGUCAGAAUCCAUGCUGGGAUAUAUUUUACGAGAUACAAACUUCCUCGAUCGUGUUAAACGGUAGACAUAACUUCAAUGUCUCCCCCUUUUAUAAAAAUAUUACGGACGAUCAAGCUGUUCUAAGAGUGUUUCUAAGUUCCGAGACUUACAUCGAAAUGAGUACAAUUCCGAUGGCAGAUGAAUUAUAUCUAUUAGCAUCCAUAGGAGGCAUAUUCAGUCUUUUCGUCGGAUGCAGCUUCAUAAGCGCUAUCGAAAUUUUUUAUUUUUUGUUCAUAUUUUUUCGUUCUUAUACCAAUUCCAAGAAAUCAAAAUAAUCAAGCCGAAGUUUCAUCAACGAAGAGUACCAGGCAUCGUAUACCUACGCAAUAACAUUAGGUAACACGUUUAUCGUCGUAAAGCUCGCUAAGUGAGCGGUUCGAUCGUAUUUUCGUCGAAAAGGUAAUUGCGCGCGAAAUAACCGCUAAUGUUACACGCACAGACAUUACGCACAUCCUUUUUCGAGACGCACCGGGUGUUACGAGCGCCGCAUCAUCACGCGAAACUGGAACGAUUAGAUCUAUUUCGGGCGGGUUACUGGAGCUGCUCGUAACCGCUUUGAGUUCAUGCCCGUGAAAAUAUUUUACUACGACAAGAGUGUCCUACAAUUCGCGCGAGCUUUUGGAGCUUUCAAAAUGAGAACGUUAAAAUGAAUGAUUUACAGCCCCGCUUUCGGUCUCUCCCUCUCUCUCUCUCUCUCUCUCUCUCUGCUUUCAAGGCAUCGUCGUCCGAUUGAUUAUGUAAUGUCACUUUGUAUACGUCAAAAUUUUAAUGUUUUUAAUGUGCACGCACACCUGUUCUUUAAUAUUGGAAGCAAAACGUAGAAGAGAAAUACAUACAUAUGCUCGAAAAUAGUAACGUGCGAAUAUAACGAGUAUUUUCAAUACGGUCAAGUUCGGAGAUGUGUUGAAGAUUUUUGAGACGCAGAAUUCAAAACACUCGAUCUUCCGAAGACCAAUAUACUUUGACUAGUUUCGCGACAAAAAAAAUGAGACGUAUAAACAUAAAUAAGACGGCAGAAAAGAAUCGAAUAUAUUUCGUAAAGAAUGCGAAAGUGGAUAUUUAUAUCUCAAGAGUUUUAUGAAUAAAACAAGAGCGAAGUAAUUCGAUACUUGAGAGCCACGCAGCCUUUAGGAAUCUCUGGGUCUUAUGUAAUAAACUUGAAAAACUUUUAAUAUAACGCGAGGUUUUAAUUGCCGUUUAAUAUUGAAAUGCGUACUAUUCAUGUCGGUUAUUUUCGUGAACGUCAUUGAAAAUAUCGACUUAAUUCUAUAUACGCGAACUUCGAGAGCUGGAAGUGCCGACUAUUUUUGGAGAAACGCCCACACGUCACGGCCAUACUACGUCCAUGUUGUUCAGAGUUUACUUUUCUAUUUGCUGCGCGUGAAACUUGAACUUUGCGUUGGAAUUCACAUUCUAUAAUUAAUCUAUAAUUAAUCUGUAAUUCAAUUUUUUUUAUUUUACGCAGAUAUUGUGUUUCGAAUAUACGUGAAAGCGCGCAGCUUUGUUUUGGAACAAAAAUG